AUGAGUGAAUGUUUGAAGUAUCAAAAACCAGAUGAACAAUGCAUGAUUAAUGCAAUUAUUUCACACAACAUUGAUUUUGUUUCAUUCUUGAUGAAUGAAUACAAAAUGAAGAUCGAUUCAUAUUAUUGUGGAAUAUAUAAUAACCUUGAAGCAUUUUUUGUUUAUUUCGAUCAAACAAAUAAUUUUCAUUUGUGCUUUGUUUAUUCAGCGAUAUUUGAUAUUCCAUCACUUUGUGAAUAUUUCCUUUCACUUGGUGCAGAUGUCUAUGACAAAAAUUCGGAUGGAGACACCGCUCUUCAUAUUGCUGCAUAUUAUGAUUUUAAAGAAUUAGCCCAACUUCUUAUUUCACGCCGAGCACCUAUCAAUGCAAAAAAUAAUGAUAAAAGAUCCCCUCUUCAUUAUGCAGCAUAUUUUAAUAGUAAAGAAACAGCUAAACUUCUAAUUUCACGCCGAGCGAAUGUCAAUGCAAAAGAUGAAUAUGGAGAAACUCCUCUUCAUAUAGCAGCAUAUUAUAAUAGUAAAGAAGUAGCUGAACUUCUAACUUCACAUCGUGCAGUUAUCGAUGAAAAAAUGGAAAGGGAGAUACCGCUCUUCAGAUUGCAAUAA
Trichomonas vaginalis G3 is the source of this 606-nucleotide messenger RNA. Its product is annotated as protein kinase protein. Lineage: Eukaryota; Parabasalia; Trichomonadida; Trichomonadidae. Gene Ontology annotation, molecular function: protein binding. The coding region runs from base 1 to 606 and encodes 201 amino acids. The record is from RefSeq and is a predicted model, not a curated record. The transcript has a single exon.